This is a messenger RNA of Medicago truncatula (barrel medic), 2048 nucleotides long. RefSeq names its product E3 ubiquitin-protein ligase MBR2. Gene Ontology annotation, molecular function: ubiquitin protein ligase activity. The record is from RefSeq and is a predicted model, not a curated record. The transcript has 6 exons. Lineage: Eukaryota; Viridiplantae; Streptophyta; Magnoliopsida; Fabales; Fabaceae. Bases 189 to 1814 code for a protein of 541 amino acids.
UAAAACUUUAAACACCUUCCUUCGUGCGUAGCUUAUGGGACUUUACUUCUCUCUCCUACAAACUUUCUAUGCAAAUUUUCUCUCUCUUCCCUCUUCUGUCAUCUUCUUCUUCGAAAGCUUCUUCAAACGAAGAACAACAACAGCAAGAAAGCGAAAAAGAUUUGAAAGUAACAAACUGUUGAAAACCAAUGGAUGAAUAUUCUAGUAAGAGAGCCAAUGAUGGGGUGAUAGUUCCUAGAAAGGGGAUGAGCACCAUGUUUAAAGAUACUGCCACUACCCGAGAUCGAAAUGGUCAAGUAUGUAGCCGCCUUGGUUGCAGCAGCAAAGUCAACUCUUCUAAAGGUGCUCAAAUUGGUUCUUCUGAAAAGGGUAAAUCUUUGAGGCCUUCAUUUCGGUUCUCAUCAAAUGGCAAGGAAACAAUUGGUAGCUCCUCUAGAACGUUCUCCGGGAGUAGUAGCCCAGGAAAACCCCAUAGAAAGCCUCAGAAAAAGUUAUCAUCUCAGAUAGAGACAGAUUCAUCUGAAACUAAUAGUGUACAAGAUGAACCAGAAGUUUCAAAGCUCACACCUCCACAAAAAAACCAGAGGGGUCUUCAAGCCGAAGGGGAAAACACAGAUUCUAGUAAUGGGGUGCUGAUGGAAGUAGGAAGUUCUAGUUUAGCCUCUAAUACAAGAUCUAGGAGGAAUUUUCAUCCAAAACCUGGAUUACGUAGUCAAGAAAUUCAAAGCACCGGUCCAGGGACACGUGCUGGUACCAGUAGGUAUGGGUUAAGGAACCUCAAAUGCAACUCCAUUUCUGAUGUCAUGCCCGUCGGUUGUACACCAUCUGAUUCAACCCUAAACAAAAAGAAGGAUGCGAUAAAAAAGAGAAAUUGUGAAGGAGAAAGUAGUUCUACAGCUAGAGGCAAAAAAAUUAACGGGCCGUUAAUUGAUGGACGGAAUUCUGUAUCCAGAAAUGGCCUAUCUAUCUCUGAUUCAAGAAUAUCUAGAAAUGCCCCUCAUAGGGACAGGGCAGACAGCAACAUAGCGUCUGGUAGAACACGAAGAUCAAUUGGCGGUCAUGGUAGGGGAAGGGUUUCUGGCCAAGGAAAUGCUAAUCCUGUGGCCCCUAAUCAGUCCCUUAUCAUGGUACCUUCCUUUUCUUAUUCUGGAAAUCUUAAUUCUCCUGGUGUACAACAUCAUAAUUCUCUGGAGACUCCUUCAAGUCCAAGUUCUUACAGUGGAGCAGGUACUAGUAGUGAGGAACUGUACGGUGUUAUGCCAACGUCUCCUACAGAAUACGGGCUCACCCAUUCUCUAAUAAAUCGGGAUAGCUUUCGACGACGCUACAACAUGGAUGGUAUUGCAGAGGUACUGUUGGCACUUGAGAGGAUUGAACAAGAUGUCGAGCUAACACACGAGCAAAUUCACUUGUUGGAGUCCAACUUGUUCCUUACUGGACUAAACUUCUUUGAUCAGCAUAGAGAUAUGCGACUGGACAUCGAUAAUAUGUCAUAUGAGGAAUUACUGGCUCUGGAAGAAAGGAUGGGUACUGUGAGCACCGCUGUAACAGAGGAAGAUCUAUCAGAAUGCCUAAAGAGAAGUUUCUAUCAAUCCUCACCCUCAGACAAUGCAACCAAGUGUUGCAAUGAGAAUAAGGAUGAUAUCAAAUGCUGCAUCUGCCAGGAGGAGUAUGUGGAGGAAGAUGAAGUGGGGAGUCUACUAUGCGAGCACAAAUAUCAUGUUGUUUGCAUACAGCAGUGGCUACGACUAAAGAACUGGUGUCCUAUUUGCAAAGCAUCAGUGACACCGUCAAGUUCGCCGUCGUCCCACUAGUUAUGUUUUAGGCCAGACAAUGGAUAUUGAUUUCUUUCUACCCCUCUUUCUGUUCAUUUUAAUUUUCACUUUUGUACAAAAUACAGUUUCUCUUCACCUCUUCUUAUUAGUCUUUUGUACAUAACCAAUAUCUUCAUACCAAUUAUUAUCAAAUAAUACAAGCCACUGGCUUGAUAGAUUGAAACUUGUUGUUAAGCUGCUGGGGCAAUAAUCGCAUCUUUUCUGUUAUAGCUA